AUGUCUUCCACCAAGUCAACACUCACCUUCUUCGGCGCAACCGGCGGCUGCGCUGCUGCUACCCUCGCACUGGCACUCAAGGCCGGUCACAUAGUAACAGCUCUCGCUCGCACACCAUCCAAGCUCACCACCCUGCUUACCUCCACCCACGGCAUCCCACAACAUGUCCUCGACUCCAACCUCAUCAUUGUCAAAGGCGACAUCAAAGACAUCACAGCCGUCAAGAAAGCGCUCUUAUCCAAGGACGGUCGCAUUGUCGACAUCGUCGUCUCCGGGAUCGGCGGCACACCCGCCCUCCAGUGGAGCCUCCUCCGUCCUGUGACACUCACGGACCCGCACAUCUGCGAGAGAGCCGCCGCCACCAUCCUCUCCGCCCUUCGCGAACUACGCCAGUCGCGUCGCGAUGACCCUCUCCAGAGCCAGGGCGAGAAGAGCGCCCAGGGGCCCAUGGUCAUCGCGAUAAGCACGACGGGCGUGAGCACCAAGCAGCGCGACGUGCCGUUCCUCAUCUAUCCGCUCUAUCACUGGCUCCUUCAGGUACCUCACGCCGACAAGCAGGCUAUGGAACAGGUCCUCAUUGCGGAUGCGUCUUCUACCUCUCCGGCUAUUGGUGACUUCGCCAUUGUCCGGCCCACGCUGUUGACGGAUGGUGUGGCCAAGGGCACUGACACGGUUAAGAUGGGGUGGGAGUAUCCUGAGGGGAAGCCCGAGCAGAGUGAGCCGGCGCCUGGCCCGGCGCUUGGGUACUCUGUGAGCAGGGCCGAUGUGGGAGCUUGGAUCUUCGAGCAGCUCGUCGAGGGAGAGGGCAAGUGGGGCAACAAGUGUGUCACUUUGACUUACUAG
Messenger RNA from Coniosporium apollinis CBS 100218, 843 nucleotides. RefSeq lists its product as uncharacterized. The transcript has 2 exons. The coding region runs from base 1 to 843 and encodes 280 amino acids. NCBI's taxonomy places the organism in Eukaryota, Fungi, Ascomycota, Dothideomycetes. The record is from RefSeq and is a predicted model, not a curated record.